CUAAACCCCAGAACCUCCCCAACGCUGAGAGCCAAGAAAGUUCUCCAAUUUCCCUCUCUCCGGCCUCUCGCUUCCUUCCUCGUUCCGUACGAGAAUGGCAGCUCUCACUGAGAAGAAGGCGCCCCAGAGGAAGCGGCCCAUCAACGGAACGAAACCCCACAAGACCUUCAAGAAGCCGAGAAAGGAUAAGACACGCCCCCCGGCUCCAUCGGAGCUGCCCUCUUCCCUCCUCGUUCAAGACGACGAUCCUGAUUUCCCUAGAGGAGGAGCGAGCGUUCUUACUCGGGAGGAGAUAGCAGAGGCUCGAGCGGAGGCCGAAGAGGAGUUUGAGAGGGAGUCCAAGAAGAGCAAGGACACAAGGAAGAACAAAGGGGCCCAGAAGUCGUUGGCUGAAGCCGUGGAUGAUUUUGGAUCACUUUUUGGCGAUGGCGUGACCGGGAAGCUACCUAGGUUUGCCAACCGCAUCACGUUGAAGAAUAUUUCACCAAGAAUGAAGCUUUGGGGAGUCAUCAUUGAAGUAAACACAAAAGAUCUUGUAAUUGGUCUUCCAGGGGGGCUAAGAGGAUAUGUUCGUGCAGAAGAAGUGUCUGACAUUAUUAUAGAUGAUGGAAACAAGGAUUCUGAAAGUAAUUUGCUUUGUAGCAUAUUCCAUGUCGGGCAGCUUGUUUCUUGCAUAGUGGUACGGGUGGAUGAUGAUAAGAAAGAUGGAAAGGGCAACAGAAGAAUUUGGCUGUCACUUCGCCUUAGUUUGCUGUACAAGGGCCUUAUGUUGGAUGCUGUUCAAGAUGGCAUGGUUCUGACUGCACAAAUAAAGAGUAUUGAAGACCGUGGUUAUAUUCUUUACUUCGGAGUGUCAUCUUUUACUGGUUUUUUGCCAAAGAGUGAACAAGAUGGUGGCGUAUUUAGUAGUGGACAACAUUUACAAUGUGUUGUCAAAAGUAUAGAUAAAGCUCGAGCUGUUGCUAUUGUGAAUUCUGAUGCCGAUUUGGUGUCUAAAAGUGCUAUGAAAGAUCUAAAAGGACUCUCGAUUGACCUUUUGGUUCCUGGCAUGAUGGUUAAUGCUCGUGUCCACUCUACCCUUGAGAAUGGAAUUAUGCUGUCAUUCCUCACUUAUUUUACUGGAACAGUAGAUAUUUUCCAUCUGCAAAACUCCUUCUCCCAUGCAACUUGGAAAGAUCACUACAAUCAGAAUAAGAAGGUGAAUGCUCGGAUAUUAUUUAUUGAUCCAUCAACUAGAGCUGUUGGGCUGACCUUGAAUCCUUACCUUGUUCAAAAUAAGGCUCCUCCUUCUAUUGUCAGAACUGGAGAAAUUUAUGAUAAUUCACGAAUUUUAAGGGUUGAUAGAGGGAUUGGUCUUCUUCUUGAAGUACCUUCUUCUCCAAUUCCUUCACCUGCAUUUGUCAGUAUAUCUGAUGUUUCUGAUGAAAAAGUUACAAAGCUAGAAAAAAAGUUCAAGGAAGGAGAUUAUGUUCGUGUUCGUGUUCUUGGAAUGAGACAUUUAGAUGGACUAGCAAUGGGCACCUUAAGGGCUAGUGCUUUGGAAGGGUCGGUUUUCACUCAUUCAGAUGUCAAGCCUGGAAUGUUGGUCAAAGCUAAGGUUAUUGCUGCGGAAAAUUUUGGUGCUAUUGUCCAAUUUUCUGGUGGUGUGAAAGCUCUUUGCCCCCUUCAACACAUGUCAGAGUUGGACAUUCUAAAGCCUCCCAAGAAGUUUAAGGUUGGAUCUGAGUUGCGGUUUCGUGUGCUGGGUUGCAAAUCCAAGAGAAUAACUGUCACAUACAAGAAAACUCUAGUUAAAUCAAGGCUGCCUGUGCUUGCUUCAUAUGCUGAUGCUACUGAAGGAUUAAUUGUGCAUGGAUGGAUAACUAAAAUUGAAAAGCAUGGUUGCUUUGUGAGGUUUUACAAUGGAGUUCAUGGUUUUGCACAAAGAUCAGAGCUUGGAUUGGAACCAGGAAGUGAGGCAGAUGCUGCAUAUCAUGUUGGACAGGCGGUCAAAUGUAGGGUAAUUAGUUCAGCUCCAGCUUCGCGAAGAAUCAGCAUUAGUUUUGUUAUAUCUCCCAAAAGUGGCAGGAGUUCUGAGAAUGACGUUGCCAAGUUGGGUAGUAUUGUUUCUGGUGUUGUUGAGCGACUUACGCCUGCAGCAGUUAUUAUCCAUGUGAAUGGAAAUGCUUAUUUGAAAGGGACAUUAUUUGAUGAGCAUUUAGCAGAUCACCAGGGGCAAGCCGUUCUUUUGAAAUCUUUAUUGAGACCUGGAUAUCAGUUUGAUCAGCUUUUGGUGCUAGAUACUGAAGGCCAGAACUUAAUUCUUUCAGCAAAGUACUCUCUUAUUAAUUAUGCCAAAGAGAUACCUUCAGAUCUUUCACAAAUUCAUCCCUUAUCUGUAGUCAAUGGAUAUAUCUGCAAUAUAAUUGAAAAUGGCUGCUUUGUUCGUUUUCUGGGACGUUUGACUGGAUUCUCUCCAAAAGAUAAAGUUACCGAUCAACAAAUCGAUAAUUUAUUGGAUGCAUUCUAUGUUGGACAAUCAGUUCGUAGUCACGUCCUCACUUUUAAUGGUGAAACUGGUCGGCUUAAACUAUCCUUGAAGCAGUCUUUAUGUUCCUCAUCAGAUGUUUCAUUUAUUCAAGGAUAUUUUCUUCUGGAGGAUAAGAUAGCAGCAUUGCAGAUGUCAGAUGCCAAUAAUUCUGAUUCAAGUUGGACGAGAAGCUUCAGCAUUGGCAGUUUGGUUGAGGGAGAGAUUCAGGAAAUAAAAGAAUUUGGUGUUGUUGUUAGCUUCAGAGAUCAUGGUGAUGUUGUUGGGUUUGUUACACAUCAUCAAUCUGGUGGAGUUAAUGUGGAAGUGGGAUCUGUUGUUAAAGCUUUGGUUCUGGAUAUAGCUAAGUCAGAUGGCCUUGUUGAUUUAUCCCUUAAAUCGGAGCUGGUGACAAGUGCUUGUGUAGAUGGAGCUAAGAAGAAGCGAUGUCGAAGUACAUCUACGGACUUGCAGCUGCACCAAACAGUAAAUGGUGUGGUGGAGAUUGUGAAAGAAAAUUAUUUGGUUCUUUCGAUUCCGGAGUAUAAUUACGCUAUAGGAUAUGCAUCAAUAACUGACUAUAACAUGCAAAAGCUUCCUCGCAAGCACUUCUUGAAUGGACAAAGUGUCCUUGUGACUGUUGGGGUACUUCCAAGCUCAUGUUCUUCUGGAAGACUGUUGCUGCUUCUUAAAUCUGCGGGUGACGUUUCUGAGACUUCUAGAUCUAAAAGGGCCAGAAAAAUGUCUAGCUACACAGUGGGCUCGCUUGUUGUGGGGGAGAUUAUUGACAUAAAGCCUCUUGAACUUAUUUUGAAAUUUGGGACCGGGUUUCGUGGGAGAAUUCAUAUAACCGAGGUAUUCGACAAUAAUCAUGCUCCAGAGAAUCCAUUCAGUAAAUUUAAAAUUGGACAAUUGCUUGAUGCACGGAUAGUUGCGAAGCUUGAGCAGUCAGGGAAGAGUGGAAAAGGGUAUCAAUGGGAGCUGUCGGUUAGACCCUCUCUGCUUACAGGAGAAUCAAUGAAAAUUCCCACUGCCGAGGAGUUCAAUUUUUCAGUGGGCAGCAUUGUCCGAGGUUAUGUUGUUAAGGUGGAUGGUGAGUGGGUCUGGUUAACCGUGUCUCGAUCCGUCAUGUCUCAUAUUUUUGUCCUUGAUAGUUCUUGUGAACCUGGUGAGCUUCAAGAAUUUCAGCAGCGGUACAGUGUGGGUCAAGCUGUCAAAGGCAAAAUCAUUAGCAUAAAUAAAGAGAAAAAGCUGUUGAGGUUAGCAUCAUGCCCAUCUUCUUCUGUUUCUGGGUCAUCGGUUGAUCAUGAAAUUGUGAAGGUAGACAUUCAAGAAAAUAAAGUUUCUAAUGUGGAUUGUGCUGAGCACAUUAUACGAGGUGACAUUGUUGGUGGUAAAGUCAAAAGAAUCCUUCCUGGUGUUAGUGGGCUGCUUGUGCAGAUUGGGCCUCAUCUUUUUGGAAAGGCUCAUUAUACUGAACUUAUAGAUACAUGGGUUCCUCAACCCCUAUGUGGAUAUCAUGAAGGACAAUUUGUCAAAUGUAAGAUCCUGGAAAUAACUCGUUCGUUGGAGGGAACUUUACAUGUUGAUCUGUCUCUACGUUCUUCAUUACAAGACAUCCAAUCAGUUGAUUCCACAGUGCUCGACAACAAUCUGAAUACUCACAUCCAGCGGUUUGAAAAGAUUGAAGAUCUUCAUCCUAACAUGGAUGUGCAGGGAUAUGUCAAGAAUGUAACUUCAAAAGGAUGUUUCAUUAUGCUGUCUCGAAUGAUUGAUGCUAGAAUCCUCCUAUCAAACUUGUCUGAUGGAUACAUUGAAAAUCCUGAAAAAGAGUUUCCAGCUGGAAAGCUUGUACAUGGCAGGGUUUUAUCUGUGGAUCCUGCAUCGAAGAGAGUUGAGGUGACAUUGAAGACGGAAAUGAAGACCGAGGUAGCAAAAUCCGAUGCCAGUGUUUUUUGUAAUCUACAUGUCGGUGAUGUUAUUUCUGGCCAGAUUAGACGGAUUGAGCCAUAUGGCCUGUUUAUAGCAAUUGAUAACACCAAUGUGGUUGGUUUAUGUCAUAAAUCUGAACUUUCAGAUGAGCCCAUCGAUAACAUUGAAACUAGAUAUAAAGCAGGUGAUAGAGUUGUUGCAAAAGUUUUGAAGGUUGAUGAGGAAAGACAUCGAAUAUCCCUUGGCAUGAAGAAAUCUUACAUUGGAAAUGCCAGCGAUGCUCCUAUCAUCUCACGUCAUGGUACAGCUGAUGGCAGUUUUGAUGGUAUUUCUACUGUGGAUGAUACAUUGCUUGCUUUGCAGCAGAAUGAUGACCUACCCCAUGCUGAAAGGAUGUUUGGGUGUGAUAAUGAGGCCUGUGCAGUUCUCGAACCAGCAGAAACAAGGGCUUCUGUUCUUCCUCUUCAGGUUGUUCUUGAUGACUCAGAUGGUUCUGAUUUGGAUAAUGUAACUGUAAGCCAGGAAAUUGUCAAUUUGACCGAUAUGGCUGCAAAAAAGAGUGAUAGACGCACGAAGAAAAAAGCCAAGGAGGAAAGGGAGCUAGAAAUCAGUGCUUCUGAGGAGAGGAAUCUACAGAAGGAUAUACCAAAGACAGCAGAUGAAUUUGAGAAAUUGGUCAGAAGUUCUCCUAACAGUAGUUUUGUCUGGAUAAAGUACAUGGCUUUCAUGUUAUCUCUUGCAGAUGUUGAAAAAGCACGCUCCAUUGCAGAAAGGGCUCUGAGAACAAUAAACAUCAGAGAGGAAGGGGAAAAGCUUAAUAUUUGGGUCGCAUGUUUUAAUCUAGAGAAUGAAUAUGGAAGUCCACCAGAGGAGGCUGUUAAGAAAACCUUCCAGAGAGCAUUGCAGUAUUGCGAUCCCAAAAAAUUGUAUCUAGCUCUUCUGGGAAUGUAUGAAAGGACCGAACAACACAAACUAGCAGAUGAGCUUCUGGAGAGAAUGACCAAAAAGUUCAAAAACUCAUGCAAGGUUUGGCUACACUGUGUUCAAAGCUUCCUGAAGCAAGACAAGGAUGGAAUUCAAUCUCUUGUAAACCGUGCUCUUCUGAGUCUGUCACGCAACAAGCAUAUUAAAUUCAUUUCACAGACUGCUAUCCUAGAAUUCAAGUUUGGUGUGCCUGAUAGAGGACGAUCUAUGUUUGAAGGUAUAUUGCGAGAGUAUCCCAAGAGAACAGAUCUUUGGAGCAUAUACCUCGAUCAAGAAAUUCGCCUGGGUGACGUGGAAGUGAUACGUGCAUUAUUUGAGAGAGCAACAUUUCUGAGUCUUCCACCAAAAAAAAUGAAGUUCUUGUUUAAGAAGUAUCUGGAGUAUGAGAAGGCUCAUGGUGAUGAAGACAGGAUAGAGCACGUUAAAAAGAGAGCUUUGGAGUAUGUGGAGAGCUCGCUUGCUUGAGCUGGAGUUAUGGUGAUAGAAUAUACUCGUUUCUCAAGCUGAAAUCAGUUUAAAAAAAUGAAUUUGCGGCUAAUCAUCACGUGUGAGGCUAUCUAGAAUUUUGGGUCUCUAGAGUUGCUCAUCAUGUUAAAAAUUCAUUCAGACAUCAUCCAGGUAAGCAUGUCUGAACCUAGGUUAGAUUAUCAAAGUUGAAAAGCAGGUGUCCUGAUAUGAGUGGUUGUAAUGGCUGGUUUUUGCAAGCAGUAGUAAAUUAUGGAGCAGAGUUAUUGUAUUUUGAGUCGGGAAAGUAGCAUAUUUUUUUAUUAUUUAUGAUCGAAUGUAACAAAUCAAUUGAUGUACGUUUUUGUUAUUUUUGUUAUUUAUGGUCUAAUGUAACAAAUCAAUUGAUACACUUAUUCAAGUGGAAAUUUUAUGAUAAAGGAAGUGCUAUGCUCCGAUGUAAUUCGGACAAACUUGUACGCC
Messenger RNA from Elaeis guineensis (African oil palm), 6349 nucleotides. Its product is annotated as rRNA biogenesis protein RRP5. NCBI's taxonomy places the organism in Eukaryota, Viridiplantae, Streptophyta, Magnoliopsida, Arecales, Arecaceae. Gene Ontology annotation, biological process: rRNA processing. Gene Ontology annotation, cellular component: small-subunit processome; nucleolus; nucleus. Gene Ontology annotation, molecular function: protein binding; RNA binding. The record is from RefSeq and is a predicted model, not a curated record.